UCACGCGACAACUAGGUAACAUAGAAAAACAAUAAGAUAUUUUUUUUUAAAAAAUUAUGUUUUUAAAUCUAAUUUGUCACUAUGGAAGUAGGUUGCGUGAUUUUUGGUAUGAAGCACAAAAAAAGGCCAAAACAAAUGUGAGAGAUAGAGGUCUCCAAAGCUGGAACGACAUGGCGGUUUGGAGGGAUUUCAAACCGCUACACAUCUCGAAAUAUAUUUGGCCGCAAUAUAUUGAGCACGUGACGUCUGAGCGGUUCACACGACGCUCAUGGUUUGUUGUUGGUAACCGGAACCGGCAAAUUCAUGGUUCGCUGACAACGCACACUGGCACCUCCGUUCCAUUUACUGCACAUGCGAAACGGAUGGCUACGUCUCUUGGACGUGAGCCGAGCCCAAUGGAGUUGUUUGUAGAGACGCACGUGUGGAGUGAAGACCGCCAAAAGGGGGUGCAACAGUUCGUUGACAACCGCGCUCAACACUUUGUGGAGACCUAUAAUAGCCGAUUGAGGGAGAGAUAUGGGGACGAUCCUUCGACCCAUCCGGAUUUCGAUCCGGAUUUGUGGAUGGAGGUAGGAACGUCUGAUGGACCCGAUAAAAAUCAGGUGUACGAGCUCUCCAACACUAAGGUCGAGAACUUGCGGGCGGCCGGUAGUGUCUCAACCGUUGGGAGCUCCCAAUCAGUAUCGAGCACCCAAUCUAAGGAGUUCGCGGCCUUGCAGCAAUACACGGCUCAUCUCACCGAGAAAUACAAGCAACUAUCGACGAAUUAUGAACAACACAUGGCACAUCUCACCGAGAAAUAUGAGCAACUCUCGAUGAAUUAUUAACAACUUUGCCAACUGGUCAUGAACUGCACAUCACAGAGUGGUGAUACAUGUGCGCCCCUUUUUUGGCCGUAUGGUCUUGGGAACAACUAGCCUCCUCCUCCU
Messenger RNA from Populus trichocarpa (black cottonwood), 929 nucleotides. RefSeq lists its product as uncharacterized. Bases 57 to 827 code for a protein of 256 amino acids. The record is from RefSeq and is a predicted model, not a curated record. NCBI's taxonomy places the organism in Eukaryota, Viridiplantae, Streptophyta, Magnoliopsida, Malpighiales, Salicaceae. The transcript has 3 exons.